Messenger RNA from Rotaria sp. Silwood1, 753 nucleotides. Lineage: Eukaryota; Metazoa; Rotifera; Eurotatoria; Philodinida; Philodinidae. The record is from the annotation of a GenBank genome assembly.
AUGGAAUCACUGCAGAAGAUUGACUUUCGAAUAGGUACAAUUCUCUCUGUGAAACCAAAUACAAAAGCAAAAAUUCCUUCUUUCAUUGUUGACAUUGAUUUUGGUAAUGCGAUCGGAAAGAAAACAACGUCAGCACAGUUGCCAGCUAAUUAUACUGAAUAUGAACUUCUACAAUCAAAACAGGUUGUGUGUGUUGUCAAUUUUCCAGUAAAAAGAAUUGCUGGUUUCAAAUCGGAAGUGCUCAUUGUUGGAUUUCCAGAUGAAAAAUCAAAAGUUGUUUUAUUGAAUACACGAAAUGUAAAAGUUCCUAAUGGCAAACAAAUUCUUUAUUUAUCAUCGACAGUAAGCACAGAUUCAAUGAUAACGACCGAUCAACAUACGAAAUCAACUGAUGAAUUUGAUAUAACGAAUACUAACAGGAAUUUUAAUGAUAAUCUUUUACCUGAAGCAACUUAUGAACAAUUUGAAGCCUCCAAUAUUAUUGUUGGAACUAUCAAACACAUACAACAAGAACAAAAUUUGCACAAGUCAACGUUCACAGUUGAUUUUGGUGAAACGAUUGGUGAAAGAACUUUUGUUGUUCGAAAUCUCUCGCCUGAUAUUGUUUAUGAUUUAUCAACCCAAUUACCAAUCUCAAUCAAUCAACAGACUAAGGAGAUUGUUCCAUUAGCCAUAACAAAGGACGAUGAUCACCAUUCAAUUGUUCUCCUUGGUGUUGAUCGACAAGUACCUAACGGAGGAAGACUUUUUUAA